CAGCACCCGACACCACCCAUCGCCGCAGCGCCGGACCCGAAAUUCAACCAACAUCCAUCGCGCGCAUCGCAGCCUCGUUCGGUCGUUCUUCAUACCUCUCCUCCGUCCACCACCUCGAAUCCUCCCCUUUCCGCCUUGCCAUACGUCUCCUCCCCUUCCCAAGCGACUAGAAGAAAAACCUCCACCCGACCGAUCACGCACAGAAUACAUACAGCCAGGCAGACACCCGUACGAUGAUUCGGGCGCCGUAUCGACUUUGAGAGCCUCGACGACGAGCCCGCGACACCACCACCUACAAACCGGCCUGCACAGAAGAGAGGGAAGAAACCCGCUAACCAGCUGGCUGGUCAGACAGCACGUCCGUCAAAUGUCGCGCGCCUCCAAGCUCACCCUCGGGGGCACCUCGCUCUUCGCCGCCGCCACCAUUGUCUUUGUGCAUUUCCAGCAAAAGGCUGAGCAGGCUGCCAUGCACGAAGGCGUCGUCCGCGACUUGGAGCAGCAGCGCGUCAAGCGCGAGCGCCAGCUCGACUUCGACAUGCAGCGCGCCCUCGAGCAAGAGUACAAGCAGCAUCAGACGGUCCGCGACUCGACGUCAGAAACAGACGACGGCAAGGCGCCCGCCCCGAGAUAGAAACACAAGGAGGAGCCGCCCUCGCGACGGUUCGAUCGUGCUACGCACUUGUACCAACAGGACCUGUAUCACCACACAACACACUUCACUGUACAAUACUCAUUUGGCGUUGCCCUGUGUAUUAUCCUACUAUUGAUACAACGCGCCCAGGGUGCGCCGGGCACUUAUAGUGUGACAAGAGACAGCGAGUAAGAAGAAGCAACCAACCCGUUCC
Purpureocillium takamizusanense is the source of this 845-nucleotide messenger RNA. RefSeq lists its product as uncharacterized. Gene Ontology annotation, biological process: mitochondrial respiratory chain complex IV assembly. The transcript has 2 exons. Gene Ontology annotation, cellular component: mitochondrion. Lineage: Eukaryota; Fungi; Ascomycota; Sordariomycetes; Hypocreales; Ophiocordycipitaceae. The record is from RefSeq and is a predicted model, not a curated record. Bases 368 to 631 code for a protein of 87 amino acids.